Messenger RNA from Fraxinus pennsylvanica, 450 nucleotides. NCBI's taxonomy places the organism in Eukaryota, Viridiplantae, Streptophyta, Magnoliopsida, Lamiales, Oleaceae. The record is from the annotation of a GenBank genome assembly.
AUGAGCCCGAUAUUGGUCGGAGUUUUUGGAAUCAUGGCCGGUGCUAUAAUCGUUGCACUAUGUCAUUGUAUAUUUGUGUUACAACAUUGCUUGACAAGGCCUAGAAGAGCAAAUCACGAGAAUCAAAGGCAAACUACGCGCAAUAUUGGACAAGAACAUGCCCCGAGUGCCACCAACUCGAGCAAUUCAAUAGUGCAAUUGAUCAUUACAUCGAAGCACGCUAGAGAAUCCAAACAGGAUGUAUGUGCCGUGUGUUUGAGCGAUUUUAAGGAAGACGAUGGCGUCAGAGUAUUGCCUGAGUGCACACAUAUAUUUCAUGUAGCAUGUAUCGACAAGUGGUUGGAUAGUCAUCAUAAUUGUCCCCUUUGUCGUGCAGAUACUAUGCCUCCAUCUGAUCAUCUUGUAAUUACAUUGCCGGAUUCUGAUCUUGUUUCAACACCGGAGCUUUAG